UUUAUCGGUUUGUGCUACUUUUUUCUAUUACUGUCUAAAUACAGGUCAUAUGCAUUGAAGAAAGUGAAGCACCAAAUGGAUAUUUACGAGAAGCUGUCGUCAAACCACAAGGCGCUUAUUCCAGACUUUCUUAAGCAUAUGGAUGCUAUAAAAGCGUGUGUCGAGGCUAACGCUUUUUUUAUCUCUAAAAUUCUAGGGAAGGCAAAGCCCGAAAUUUUUGAAGGAGAACACUUUCUCUCAGACCAUGGCGAUGACAUAAGCUGUGUCGUUGACAAAGAAACAAGUCCGACUCAACCAAAGCUUGGAAUAACCAACGCAGAUUUGGACAAAGUGCACUCCGUCCUAAGGCAGUUCGUCCGUGAUUGGUCUAGUCUCGGCGCUGCUGAAAGAGAAGAAUCGUACGAACCGGUUUUGAACGAAAUUAAAGAAUUGUAUUGGUCUUCAGAUAGGAAUCUCUCAGAAAUCCGAAUACUCGUUCCAGGGGCGGGUCUUGGUAGGCUUGCAUGGGAACUGGCCAGUUCUGGUUUUUCGUGUCAAGGCAACGAAUGGAGCCUCUACAUGCUUCUUCCCGCUUACUUCAUUCUCAAUACGUGUAAAAAAGCUAACGAGUACACCCUCCACCCCUGGGUUACCCAAUUCUGCAACAACCUUAGCCGCGAAAACCAGAUGGCCGCUGUCACCGUGCCCGAUGUUAUCCCAACCGACAUUCCGUCGGGUGUCCAGUUUUCAAUGGUUGCUGGCGACUUCCUCGAAGUGUACACCGAGCCCGACUCAUUCGAUUGCGUUGCAACCGUCUAUUUCAUCGACACCGCACACAACAUCUUGGAGUAUCUGGAUGCCAUUUGGAAGAUCCUUGUUCCAGGUGGCUACUGGAUAAACUUCGGUCCUCUCCUCUACCACUUCGCGGACAUGCCGGGUCAGGACUCAAUCGAACUGAGUUACGAGGAAUUGAGGAACACCUUCCAACUCAUGGGAUUCGAGUUCGUGAGGGAGAAGAUGAAUAUGACGUCGACUUUCACGCAGGACCCAAACUCCAUGCUUCGCUACCAAUAUAAGUGCGUCAUGACGGUCCUGCGGAAACCUCUUAAUCCUCAGAAAUAA
This is a messenger RNA of Mesocestoides corti, 1101 nucleotides long. The record is from the annotation of a GenBank genome assembly. Lineage: Eukaryota; Metazoa; Platyhelminthes; Cestoda; Cyclophyllidea; Mesocestoididae.